Scutellospora calospora is the source of this 127-nucleotide messenger RNA. Lineage: Eukaryota; Fungi; Glomeromycota; Glomeromycetes; Diversisporales; Gigasporaceae. The record is from the annotation of a GenBank genome assembly.
AUGUACAUAGACAAAUAUCCAAAUCAAUUAUUGGACAUGAACUUUGAUGUUCAACGUCCAAGAGUUUUAUUGGUUGAUUAUCAUUGGAUAUUUUUUGGACGAUGUCCAACGUCCAAAAAUUUUAUUG